Molecule: messenger RNA, 838 nt
Organism: Benincasa hispida (wax gourd)
Lineage: Eukaryota; Viridiplantae; Streptophyta; Magnoliopsida; Cucurbitales; Cucurbitaceae
Product: protein SPIRAL1-like 1
Biological process (GO): cortical microtubule organization
Cellular component (GO): cortical microtubule, transverse to long axis
Source: RefSeq, a predicted model, not a curated record
UUGAGUAAUAUCUUAAUUAAAAAUUCCGCGUGUAAUAAAUAAAUAAUUUCACGAGUAUCUUCCAGACUGCGUGCUAGGUACGAGUACACCAGCCCACUCAUUUCUUCGUUCCCUCUGAACUCUGAAGUUCGCCUCAGAUCCGAUCGUCGCCGGAAGGCAAGCUUCUGAGUUGUGACAUUUCUAAGAAAUCGAAGAGCCAUGGGGGGUCGUGGAGUUAGCAGUGGUGGGGGACAGAGCUCACUGGGGUACCUGUUUGGUGAUGGAGAUGCUCCCAAUGCAGGUGCACCUAAAGGUGGCCGCCAAGCACCGCCGCCUUUAAAUGAAGGGAAGACUGUAUCCAAACCAGCAGUGUCCAAACCUGCUGCUACUGCUUCACCACCUGCAGAUGUUACCAAGCAGAUUCCAGCUGGUAUUCAUAGUAGCUCCUCAAACAACUAUUUGAGGGCAGAUGGUCAGAACACUGGCAAUUUCAUAACGGAUCGGCCUUCAACCAAGGUCCACGCCGCCCCAGGCGGUGGAUCUUCUCUGGAUUAUCUGUUUGGUGGUGCUGGUGGAAAAUGAAACCUGCAAACCAUAACUAAAUAGAGCUAUUUGACGAUCAAUUUUAUGUGAAUUUUUAUAUCAUGUCGAAGGGGCAAUGCUUUUUUUCUUCCAUCUGAAAUGAUACUAUGGCGGGACGAUAUGCUUUUCGAUGUAAUGUGUAGAUGCUUAUGCUUUCUGCUCUCUGUUCGUGGGUUUUAUUAAGUCAAAUCUUAUUUUGGAUUCAUGAAAAGCUGUUGUGAUCUGUCUGCGUUUGUCAAGGAUCUUUCUUACAAGUAAUGCAUAACUUUCUCUUUUA